Molecule: messenger RNA, 711 nt
Organism: Mus caroli (Ryukyu mouse)
Lineage: Eukaryota; Metazoa; Chordata; Mammalia; Rodentia; Muridae
Gene: Tmem212
Product: transmembrane protein 212
Source: RefSeq, a predicted model, not a curated record
AGUCAAGCCGCAGAGGAAGAUGAAGGGCUUCUACCAGGCUGCUGGCAGGACCCUGGUUACUCUGGGGGGCCUCAGCAUCUUCUCAGGAGCCAUUGCCUUCUUCCCUGUCUUUUCCUGCAAGCUUUGGUACACAGGAUGGAGCGUUUGGAUUGCCUGUCCCAUCUGGAACGGGGCUUUGGCUGUCACAGCUGGAUCACUUGUGCUGCUGGCUCACAGAGAGUGGACCCAGAGAUACUUGUGGGAAGCCGUGUUCACCUUCGUAAUUCUGAGCAUUCUGGGAUGUCCACUUCAUUUCACAGUAGCCUUGCAAUCUGCCCUCCUUGGUCCAUAUUGCUUCUACUCUUUCUCAGGGGUUGCGGGGACCAAUUACCUUGGUUACGCGGUUACCUUUCCUUUUCCGUACACGAAGUUCCCGUCCGUCUGUGUGGACCCGCUCCACUAUGAAGAGUACCACCUGACCCUUCAGGUCCUGGACCUGUGCCUGAGCCUCAUCCUAUUCUGUGUGUCCCUGGCAGUGUUCAUCAAGCUUUUUGCAAGACUGAUGCAGACCGGAUACAUAAAUGGUCCAAAGAAUCCACAAUAAAUUUGAAGCUGUGUUCCCCUUAAAUUGGCCUUAUUUGUGGUCAUUAUUUUGAAAUAUUUACAAAGCAAUUUUGUUCUUUAAACUUCCUACCUUCUGGGUUCUUGUGAAAUAAAAUGGAAAUGAUUGUA